This is a messenger RNA of Trichoderma aggressivum f. europaeum, 213 nucleotides long. RefSeq lists its product as uncharacterized. The coding region runs from base 1 to 213 and encodes 70 amino acids. The transcript has a single exon. The record is from RefSeq and is a predicted model, not a curated record. NCBI's taxonomy places the organism in Eukaryota, Fungi, Ascomycota, Sordariomycetes, Hypocreales, Hypocreaceae.
AUGCCUCUUCUCUCUUCCCCCCCCCUGGUCGUCGGCAAGGCUACAAGGGCAGACAACGUGCUGCUUAGAUUCAGCGAGUCGUCCGGAAACUUCGAUACCCGAGCCCACGCUGACCUCAUCCUCGUCACCGUCGCCUUUGUGACCAAUGCUAGCACGCCUCCCACACGCGCUUCUCGCCAGAGCCUCGUGGAUCUUUUGGGGCCACGCGCUUAG